AUGGCCGACUCGAAAUCUCUCUCGUCCGUAAAGGACAAGGAGAGGGAUGAGUGGCAGGCGCCGACUGUCGCGCCUAGCACUGCCAGUGUUUCAGACAUGGAGAAGGACGAUGGCUUACGAUCAGACCGGGAGACCGUCCGCGAGACUGAGGAUGCUCCCGCCGCCGACGAGACUGUUCGGGACGAUGAGAAGCACAAUGAUUUGGCCAAGGCGCCCACGUCCGCCUCCCAAGCCGGUCAUUCUAUCAAGACCACGCCGACCAGAGACGAUGGCACCGAGUAUCCCACUGGCGUCAAGCUGGGCCUCAUUUCCCUGGCUCUAUGUCUCAGCGUGUUCUUGAUCGCAUUGGACAACUCUAUCAUUGCCACAGCCAUUCCCAAGAUCACCGACCAGUUCCACAGCCUGAACGAUGUUGGCUGGUAUGGAAGUGCGUAUCUCUUGACUACCGCCUCCCUACAGCUGCUCUUUGGAAAAUUCUACUCCUACUUCAGCAUCAAAUGGGUUUAUCUCAUUGCAAUUGGUAUCUUUGAGCUCGGCUCCCUUGUCUGCGGUGUUGCGCCAAAUUCGACUGCACUUAUUCUGGGCCGUGCCGUGGCUGGCCUCGGAUCCGCUGGUAUUUUCUCCGGCGCCCUGAUCAUCCUGGCGUAUUCCGUGCCCCUGGAGUCCCGACCUGUGUACACCGGUUUCAUCGGCUCCAUGUAUGGUAUUGCUUCUGUAGCAGGACCAUUGCUAGGAGGCGUGUUCACUGAUAAGGUCACUUGGAGAUGGUGCUUUUACAUCAACCUCCCCAUCGGCGCAAUCACAGUUGGCGUUAUCGCCAUCUUCUUCCCCGACCCGUCGCGCAAGACCCGAAACGACGACCCCAACAUGACCUUGUGGCAGCACAUCAUGAACUUCGACCCCUAUGGAACCGCCGUCUUCAUGCCCGCCAUCAUCUGCCUGUUGCUUGCGCUGCAGUGGGGCGGCACCACCUACGCUUGGAAGUCAGGGCGCAUCAUUGCGCUGUUCGUUCUCUUCGGCGUCUUCAUCAGCGUAUUCCUCUACAUCCAAUACCGACAGCAGGAGCAGGCUACGGUGCCCCCUCGCGUGUUCAAGAAGCGCUCGGUGUGGAGCGGUGCUUUCUUCAGCUUCUGCAUCGGUGCCGCUUUCCUCUCAUCCGUAUACUUCCUGCCAAUCUGGUUCCAGGCCGUCCAGGGCACCAGCGCCGUCCAGUCUGGCAUCAGGAAUCUGCCAAUGCUCAUCGCCUGCGUCCUCAUGUCCGUUGUCGCAGGUGGCACUGUCACUGCGCUGGGCUACUACACCCCGUUUAUGCUACUUGCUAGCGUGCUUACCGCCAUCGGAUAUGGCCUGAUCUCGACGUUCACACCGGACAUUUCUAAGGGCAAGUGGAUUGGAUAUCAGAUCCUGGCUGGCGCCGGUGUCGGCUUCGGCAUGCAGCAGCCCAUGAUUGCCGUGCAGACAGUCCUCGACAUCAAGGACGUCCCGACCGGCACCUCGGUCAUUGUAUUCCUGCAGACGCUCGGCGGCGCCCUCUUCGUCUCGAUCGCCCAGAACGUCUUCACCAACAAGCUGACCGAGUACGUCAAGGCGUACGUUCCCGGACUAGACCCCAAAAUCGUUCUUGCAACUGGUGCUACGAGCAUCCAGACGGAUAUCCCCAAGCAGUACCUCGAGGGUGUGACGUUGGCGUACAACGACAGUCUGACUAAGACCUUUGUCGUGAGUGCGGCUCUCGCGGCAGCCAGCAUCAUUGGCAGCUCCAUCAUUGAGUGGAAGAGCGUCAAGGGCAAGAAGAUUGAGAUGGCAGCCGCCUAA
Messenger RNA from Phaeoacremonium minimum UCRPA7, 1815 nucleotides. RefSeq names its product putative efflux pump antibiotic resistance protein. The record is from RefSeq and is a predicted model, not a curated record. Lineage: Eukaryota; Fungi; Ascomycota; Sordariomycetes; Togniniales; Togniniaceae. The transcript is spliced from 4 exons. Gene Ontology annotation, biological process: transmembrane transport. The coding region runs from base 1 to 1815 and encodes 604 amino acids. Gene Ontology annotation, molecular function: transmembrane transporter activity.